Molecule: messenger RNA, 1309 nt
Organism: Pundamilia nyererei
Lineage: Eukaryota; Metazoa; Chordata; Actinopteri; Cichliformes; Cichlidae
Product: L-rhamnose-binding lectin CSL3-like
Exons: 14
Coding region: 144-1148 (334 amino acids)
Molecular function (GO): zinc ion binding; carbohydrate binding
Source: RefSeq, a predicted model, not a curated record
GAUGUGAACACUCCUAAAAAGGUACUCAUAAACGCUACGUGUCCCAGAUACUGGCUGUGCAGCUUUGCUGGAUUGUUCUAACAAGCCAAGCAGUAGAAAUACACAGGUUACCUGUUUUAUCUGCUCAGCUCUUCACUAACAUCAUGCUCUCUGGACUCAGCAGGAUGUUCUUUCUGGGAGUAACAUGUUUACUCAUGAGUUCAGGCUAUACCAGAGCUGAGACCACCGUGUCCCCACAAAGAAAGCCCGCCUGUGACAGCCAGAUCUGCCGCUUGAGCCACGUCCAGAGUGUAACAUGCGAAGGAUCUCAGGCAAACCUGCAGUGUGGUGAAGGGCAGGUUUUAGUUAUCCACGGAGCUGAUUAUGGACGCCGUGACAAAACCACAUGCUCUGCUGGACGUCCGGCCUCUCAGCUCCAAGAUGUCCAGUGCUCAAGUCAGACGAGCACCAGUGUUGUAGCUGAAAGCUGUAAUGGGAAAAACAGCUGUACUAUCUCAGCGACCAACUCUGUGUUUGGAGACCCCUGUGUUGGCACCUACAAGUACCUGGAGGUGGAUUAUACUUGUCAGUUCCAGACUGUAACAUGUGAAGAAUCUGAGGCAAACCUUCAGUGUGGGAAAGGGCAGAUUUUAGUCAUUCACAGAUCUGAUUAUGGACGCCAUGACCAAACCACGUGCUCUAACUUACAACCUCACUGUAGGCUCAGAGAUGUCCAGUGCUCAAGUCCAGAGAGCAUUGAAGUAAUAGCUGCAAGCUGUAAUGGGAAAAACAGCUGUAAUAUCUCAGCGAGCAACUCUGUUUUUGGAAACCCCUGUUUUGGCACCUCCAAGUACCUGGAGGUGGAUUAUACUUGUCAGUUCCAGAGUGUAACAUGUGAAGGAUCUGAGGCAAACCUUCAGUGUGAAAAAGGACAGGUUUUAGUUAUCCACGGAGCUGAUUAUGGACGCCAUGACAAAACCACAUGCUCUGCUGGACGUCCGGCUUCUCAGCUCCAAGUUGUCCAGUGCUCAAGUCAGACGAGCACCAGUGUUGUAGCUGAAAGCUGUAAUGGGAAAAACAGCUGUACUAUCUCGUCGAGCAACUCUGUAUUUGGAGACCCCUGUUUUGGCACCUACAAGUACCUGGAGGUGGUUUAUACUUGUCAGUGAAAAGAUUAUAUCAUCAACACAUCGUGUAACAUCUGAAUGUCACAUCCCCUCUGUUGAUGUCACUUCCACCAGCAUGUCAAGCCUCGAUGACAUCACUGCUGGAACGUGUUAACAAAUAUGAUUUUAUUGGAAAUAAACACAAAUAAACACACAUCCUGAGC